This is a messenger RNA of Eufriesea mexicana, 3127 nucleotides long. It is a transcript of the gene Aasdh, whose product is annotated as Aminoadipate-semialdehyde dehydrogenase. The record is from RefSeq and is a predicted model, not a curated record. Lineage: Eukaryota; Metazoa; Arthropoda; Insecta; Hymenoptera; Apidae. Gene Ontology annotation, biological process: amino acid activation for nonribosomal peptide biosynthetic process. Bases 1 to 3081 code for a protein of 1026 amino acids. Gene Ontology annotation, molecular function: protein binding. The transcript is spliced from 10 exons.
AUGGACAGGGUAACUAUUUUAGAUAACAAAACUGAAAAUUUGACAUUUCAUCCUCAUAAUUCUAAAAAUCUUCUUAAGAAAUUACAUGACAUUUGCAAUUGGGAUCAACUUGAUAAUGUGGCUAUAGAGUAUCAUGAUUUACAAGAAACUAUUUAUAUACAUUACAGAGAAAUUCUUGUCACAAAAAAUAUAAUUUCUGAUUAUUUAAAAUGCAUAAAAAAUGUUGAAUUUAUUGGUAUAUAUUUUGAUGUUCCUGAAUAUUGUGUAAUUUUUAUAAUGCUUGGAAUUUUAAGUAGCAAACACAGCUUUGUAAAUAUACCUGUAGAUACAAUAGAAUUUAUGAAUUUAAAAUGUUAUUUAAAUAUGCAGUAUUUAUUUUGUAAACAAAUAAUUGUUGAAGGAGACAUUAUAUAUCAAUUUAAAAUACAUGGAGAAUGCAUUUAUCUUAUCAAAUUGAAACAUAUACAAAAACAAAUUGUACAAAAUUCGAAACAGGAUUAUUAUGCUUAUGCAAUUUCUACUUCUGGUUCAACUGGAGUACCAAAAGUGAUCAAAGUUACUCAUUCCUGUAUAGUUCCUAAUAUUUUAGAUUUGAACAAAAUACUGACAAUAACAAAGUGUGAUAAAAUUUCUCAAUUUACAAAUUUUACAUUUGAUCCUAGUGUUAUUGAAAUUUUUCUUGCACUCUCAAAUGCUGGAACACUUUUUAUGGUUUCAAAGUCAUUGAAGAACAAUCCAAAUAGGCUUUUGAAAAAAGCUUAUUCUAAUCAAAUUACUAUAUUGCAAAUAACUCCAUCAGUUUUUAUGUAUAGUUGGACAGCUGAAUGUUUAAAGACCAGUAUUUUGAGUAAUAAUAGUUCAUUAAGAGCUAUUCUUUUUGGCGGUGAACCUUUUCCCAAACUGGAAUUAAUUUCUGAAACUAAGCAUCCUUAUAAUAGUACAAAAAUUUAUAACAUUUAUGGUAUUACUGAAGUAUCUUGUUGGGCUAGUAUUAAUGAAAUUAUAAUAACAAAUGGACAAUUUAAUGUACAUUACUUGGGACAAUUAUUAUCACAUACUAUGUUUCAAGUUAAGAAUGAAAAUGGAGAAUUAAUAACAAAUGGUACAGGUUCUCUUUAUAUAGGUAGUAAUCAAAGGGUGUGCGUGGUGAAUGAUGAAAAUAUAGAAGAUUUAGAAUUACCAUUAUUUCGUGACUCUGGUGAUAUAGUUAAUAUUGAUGAAAAUGGUAGGAUAUUUUACAAAGGAAGAAAGAAUAGUCUUGUAAAAAAAUUUGGAAAUAAAGUAGAUCUGACAAAAAUUCAAGAAUUUGUGUUACAAAUAGAUUUUGUAAAAAGUAGUUAUGUAGUAUGGGAUGAUAGUAGUCAUCAAUUACAUUUAUAUUUUUCUACUAAAGAAAAUAUUACAAAUUAUCAUGAUGUAAAUACCAAUAUGAUGAGGCAUUUGAGUAAAUUAGAUCCUUUAUAUAGACCAGAUAAAAUUCAUUUCAUGGAACAUGUUGAAUUUACAACUAGUGGAAAAAUUUCUUUAGAAUUUUCGAAAAAGCACUACACACAAGAAGAAUUAAGGUAUAAAGCAUUAGAUAACAUUGAUUUAAAAGAAAUUGAAGUUACUUUUACAUCUAUUUGGGAGAGCAAUCUACAACAUAAAAAUGACGGAUUUGUAAAAUUAGGAGGUACAUCCAUAUUAGCACUUCAAAUAUCAAAUACAAUAUCUGAAAUAACAGAUAUCGAAUUUCCUGACUUAAUUGGCAUGCUUUUGAUGGAUGCUACUGUUAAUGAAUGUUUUAUUUAUAUAAAAAAUACUAUAUUAAGUCAGGAUCAAAAAAAAAUAAUCAGUCUCAAAGGGAUGCCUGUAAUUACCACUAUUAUUAAUAUAGAAAGAAAACAGCCUUCGGGAAACUAUAAUGAAAAGGAAAGUUUGAACUCAGUGACUCAAACAAAUGAGAUUUAUACGUGUCAGUGGUACAAGUGUAGAGGGCAGACAUAUAAAAAUGUAUCAUAUGUAAGUGAAGAGUAUAAAAUACAAUAUGAUACAAUUUCAAAUGUUAAAGUACUUAACACACAUGAUUUAGAAAAGUGUGUAGAUGCAUCACCAACUAUAUUUUGUUAUUCCGAUGGGAAAAUAUAUACAACUGUUGGUUCUCAUUCUGGAUUUAUUUUUACUUUUGGAUUAGAAAAGGAGUGCUAUAAUUCUACAUAUAAAAUCAAACUACCUGACAGAAUUGAGGCUUCAGUUUUGAUUCUAGAUAACUUUAGAGGAGUAGUGGGAUGUUAUGAUGGUAAUGUAUAUUGCUUUCACUUAAAAACGGGACAAAUCAUUUGGAAUUAUCAAACAGGAAAUAUUGUUAAAUGUUCUGCAAUACUUUGUAAAUUAAAAAAGACAAUAUUUGUUGGUUCCUAUGAUUGUUAUGUAUAUUGCUUAUCUGUGAAGGACGGCUCUGAAGUUUGGAAAUUUAAAUGCGGCAAUGGAAGUAUUAGCGCGUCUGGUUGUUUACACUUUUCAUCGAAUACUGUAUUGUUUGGAACAUUAGAUGGAUCGUGUUUAGCACUUCAACAAUCAUCAGGAAAACUCGUAUGGAAACAUAAAUUAUCAGAUCCAAUCUUCGUUGCUCCUUUGUUACUGAAUAGUGGACUUGUCUUGUUUUGUUCCGUAACAGGACUAUUAUGUUGUUUUGAUAUUGAAGUUAAUGUUAAGAUGUGGACAUACAAAAUUAAUGGUAAUGUAUUUUCAUAUCUUGUGAAGCAGGAUAAUACCUUUACAAAAUAUGAAAAUAUUAUUUUAGCUAGUCAGAAUAAAAAUGUGUACUGUUUAGAAUCAGAUGAUACAAACUUUAAGACUAAACCUACGUUGAAAUAUGUAUUAAAUUUUCAUUCGCCGAUUUUGGCCACUCCCUGGUGUGAAAAUAAUUUUCUGUUCGUAAUGUGUACAGAUGGUACUUUAAAUAUAUAUAACUUUGUAAACAAUAGAUUGAUCAAAAUUGAAAAACUUCCUGGAGAGGUUUUUUCAUCACCUGUUGUUGAUAAUGAUGUUGUGGUCAUUGGAUGCAGGGAUAAUAACAUCUAUGUCUUAGAACUUGUUUAAAUUAUUAUUGGUAAGUAAAUGUAUCAAGUAUUUUUUAUAUCAUGUA